AGGCCUGGCGGGGUGGGCGGCCCAGUGCUGUCAGUCCCGCGUGGCCCCGCCCUGCCCGGCUCAGUCCCGCUCGCCGCGGAGCCCGAGCAGCCUGGAGCCAGCGAGACCCCCGCGGCCGAGCAAUGGCAGCCAUCAGAAAGAAGCUGGUGAUUGUGGGAGAUGGCGCCUAUGGGAAGACCUGCCUGCUGAUCGUGUUCAGCAAGGACCAGUUCCCUGAGGUCUAUGUGCCGACAGUCUUUGAGAACUACAUUGCUGAUAUCGAAGUAGAUGGAAAGCAGGUGGAACUGGCCCUUUGAGACACAGCGGGGCAGGAAGACUAUGACCGGCUGUGGCCCCUCAGCUACCCAGACACAGACGUUAUCCUCAUGUGCUUUUCCAUCGACAGCCCAGACAGUUUAGAGAACAUUCCUGAGAAGUGGACUCCGGAAGUGAAACACUUCUGCCCUAAUGUUCCUAUCAUCCUGGUGAGAAACAAGAAGGACCUACGAAAUGAGAAUUAUUGUUUUCCUUAA
Molecule: messenger RNA, 512 nt
Organism: Dermochelys coriacea (leatherback sea turtle)
Lineage: Eukaryota; Metazoa; Chordata; Testudines; Dermochelyidae
Product: rho-related GTP-binding protein RhoC-like
Exons: 1
Biological process (GO): small GTPase-mediated signal transduction
Cellular component (GO): neuron projection
Molecular function (GO): GTP binding; GTPase activity
Source: RefSeq, a predicted model, not a curated record